UAGAAUAAUAUUCCUGAAAUUCAUUAGUGCAUAUGAUACUGUCUGUGAUUCAUGCCUGUUGUACACAUUGCAUAAGUAAGAACGUAGCACAGUUACGUUUUCCUGGUGCACGCCUGGCCCUGCCCUUUGCUCACACUGUCUCUUCAUCCCCACGCUUGCUGAGGGUCAAUUCUAAUUGUGAUUAAGAACAAAACUUCUCUUUUCCUCUGGGGUGUCACCGUAAGUUAGUCUCUUUCACUGGUGGAAAUUAAUGAUGGAACUGCUCUAGUGAUGUGGGUUUGCUCCUUGCUACCCCACAGGUCAAAGAUUCUGACCAUUGUCACCACUGAAGGAGACAAGAUGGACUUUUUUUCCUCCCCCUCUUUGUUCACCUUGGCAAGCCCUUGGUCUUUCUGCCUACCCGGGCCUCAUUUCUGCUAUGUGGGGUAAUCUACUUGCUUCUCUCUCCAGCCACCUCACAAAUCUCUCAACUUCUUUCUGGCCUUUGCUUCUUGGUUUACCUAACCCUCUGCUGCUUCUCAAAUUUCUUUGAAAACCUUUAAUGAUCUCUUAUGCUUUUAAGUACACGAGAGAAUAAUGGCAUAUGGACUCAUUAAAGGUUUUAAGGGAAUUUCAGAUGACUAGGCAUAUGGAAUGUGUAAACCAUAGGCAAAAGAACUAAAGUUCUUCCCAUUGUGAUGAAAAAUCAUUUAUUAAAGUAAUAUAUUUAGAGUUAUAAGAAAUUAACUAAUACUGAAUACAGGCAGCUGUUGGUAGGGAAGGAGGGAAAGAUGAGAGACAGAAGAUCUUAUUUAUUAUCUUGUUACUUGCAAGAGUGGAUACAGUAUUGUACCCCCACUCUGGUGUUGCACGGGAAAUAGACAAAGCACUCUGGAAGCAGUGUCUAAAUCUAGACCAAGUGCUGGGACUCAUCCUGUCCAAAUGUGAAAUGCCAAGUGUAGCGCAGAAAGGCUCCAAAGAAAGUAGGGGAAAGGAAAUAUAUCACAGGUCUACAUUCUGAAAUUAUGUUUAAAAUGAGCACAGGAAGCAAAUAGGGCAAAAGGGAGAGCCUCUGUCUUCCCAGUUUUCUUUAAAGAUAAUCAUAUUCUAAUUAAAUAAAAAUGUGCAAGUUUAAAUACGUAAUAAAGAAAAAAUUUUAUCUUCAAUUUCUAGCUUUCUAAUGGUAAAUUAAAGUUUCUUAUCCUUGAAUGUAGGAAUUUAUGACUUCAUCAGUUCUAAUAUAAUGCGUUAGUUGUAAGUCAUGAUUAGUUUCAUAUACUACCCUUUAAAUUAUUUGGUUUACAGUAAUAGUUUACAGGCAUUUUUUUCUUUCAGUUUUGUCUUUCUUCCAAUAAUAAUGCCAUAAUCUGAUAAUGAUAUCAUAUAAUUUAGUGUCAACACAGUCUUUGAGGUAGCCUGUCAACCCAUUGUCUAACCAUGUGAUUAUUUUGGGAGAAGCAUGACACUUCUCUUGGGAUUCCCAGGAACAUUCCUAGUGACUAUCUCCUAGAUUGAAUUUUUUCUGCAGACCAUUUUCAGACAGAAUUUCUGUCUCCACAAUUGGACAACUCAUGAAGGUGGAAAAAGUAGAGAAUUAUACUCUUCUUUGUAUUUGGAACACCUUCUUUAUCCUGUAGAAUUGUUACAUGGAAUGAAAAUACACUGUCCUAAAAUCAUACCAUUUCAAACAACGCUUAAGCAGAAGACGACAAAAUGAAAUAAUGGCCCAAAUCCAAGCAGCUAUCAUACAGAUUCCUAAACCAGCAUCAAAUCACACUUUGAAAGCACUAGAGGCCCAGAAAAUGAUGAAAAAGAAAAAAGGUGCAGAGGAUGUGGCCAAUGAGAUUAAGAAGUUUGAAGCUUUAAUAAAAAAGGAUCUUCAGGCAAAAGAAAGUGCCUCCAAGACUUCUGUAGACACAACAGGUCCGAUGACUACCGACUUGUUGAACACUUACUCGGAUGAUGACUACAUUAAAAAAAUCCAGAAGCGCCUAGAAGAAGAUGCAUUUGCACGAGAACAAAGAGAGAAAAGGCGGCGGAGACUGCUAAUGGACCAGUUAAUAGCGCAUGAAGCGCAAGAGGAGGCUUACCGGGAGGAGCAGCUGAUUAACCGGCUGAUGCGGCAGUCCCAGCAGGAGCGCAGGAUCGCAGUGCAGCUCAUGCACGUCCGACAUGAGAAGGAUGUCCUAUGGCAAAACAGGAUCUUCAGAGAAAAGCAGUAUGAGGAAAGGCGACUUAAAGAUUUCCAGGAUGCACUUGAUCGAGAAGCGGCCUUGGCAAAACAAGCCAAGAUUGAUUUCGAAGAACAAAUCCUUAGAGAGAAGGAAAUUCAUGAGCAGAUCGCUGUGGAAAGAGCUCAAGCUCGUUACAAAAAGCAUUAUGCAGUGUGUGCAGAAAUCUUGGAUCAGAUACUUGACUUGUCCACGAAAGUGGCAGAUUAUCGUAUGUUGACAAAUAAUCUGAUUCCACAUAAGAUGAUGCAUGAUUGGAAGGAGCUAUUUUUUAAUGGAAAACCCAUAUAUGAGCAAGCCUCCAUUAAGCAGAUAGCUGCUAAACCCACUGAAGAACAACUUAUAGAACUGGAAAAAAGGGAUUUGCUAGAUAGCAAUGACUACGACGACUACAAGAAUAUGGUUGGGGAGUGGGCCUUACCAGAAGAAAUGGCUGAAAAUUUACCACCUUCCAACAAUUGCAUAUUAGGCCAUGUGCUUCACAGACUAGUUGAAAAAUCUCUUCCUCCUCAAGUUGAAUCAACAGAACCUGAAUUACUUUCAUCUUCUGUUAAGGGAUGCGUAUUGGGAAAAACAUUUAGUGGGAAAACUACCACUCUAAAGUCUCUACAAAAAGACUUCCCUGUUAAGAUACUUUCUAUUGACACUCUUGUCCAAGAAGCUAUCCAAGCAUAUCAUGACAACGAAAAAGUCAGUGAGGCCUCAUCCAUUCCUCAAGAGGAUAGGAAAGAAGAUCAGCUCACUGUGCGGGCUCAGCUUGGUGCAAAAUCAGAACAAUUGCUGAAGAAAGGAAAGAGCAUUCCAGACAUGUUGCUGGUUAACAUCAUGGUAAACGCUAUUAAUGGGAUACCUGUGAAUCAGAACUGGAUCCUUGAUGGUUUUCCAAUGACAUUAAACCAAGCUCAACUUCUGGAGGAAACUCUCACAGGCUGCAACAGAUACCUCAUGGAAGCAGAAGGAAAAGCAGCACAAAUAUCUACACUGGCUGUGGAUCCUACAACUUCCAAAGAAGUACCUCUGCCCUCUUCUGCAUUUGAUUUUGUUAUACUAUUAGAUAUUUCUGAUAAUUCCUCACUGAGUCGCAUGAAUGAUGUCAUGGCGGAAGAAUUUUCACGUGUAAUUUCUCAUGAAGAUACCAGUGAGCAUGCAGCUGCUGAGAGCCAGCAUGUAGAUGUGGAUCCUAAUUUGAGAGACCAGAUACAACACAGGAUUAUAGGCUUCUUGGACAACUGGCCUUUAUUGGAGCAAUGGUUUUCAGAGCCAGAAAAUAUUUUGAUAAGAAUCAAUGCUGAAAUAGAUAAAAACUCUUUAUGUCAAAAAGUAAAAGAAAUAUUUGCAACUGAAAUAAUGAAAAAAAAGAAUAAAGUUGAGAAAAGGUUAGAAGAAAAGGAAGCUGAGAAAAAAGCAGCUUCGCUGGCUGAGCCUCCACCCCCUACUCCUCCUCUUCCUCCUGAGCCAGAAAAAGAGAAGGAAACUCAUCAGCAGCGGGACCCUUCAAAAACGCCCCCUGCAAAAGGAAAACCACAAUCAGAAACUUCACCUGGUAAGCAAGACUCUCUUCAGGAUGGAAAAGGAAAGAAAGGUUCUCCUAAAGGAAAACCCCCAGGAGGAAAAGUCCAAGUGAAGAAAUCACCUGUUGGCUCUACAGAUAUACCACCUACUCCAGUAGCACCACCGCCCCCUAAGCCAGGAUCUGAAGAAUGGGUCUAUGUGAAUGAACCAAUUCCUGAGGAAAUACCUUCAUUUUUAGUACCUUACUGGGAACUAAUAGAAAAUUCUUACAUAAACACUAUCAAAACCAUCCUCAGGCAUCUGAGAGAAGACCAGCAUGAAGUACUUAAAUACUUAUAUGAAAUUACAACAAGUUUCCAGGAGUUUCUAAGGCGUCCAGAUCACAAGCAAGAUUUUGUAGCUCAAUGGCAGGCUGAUUUCAACUCUUUUCCUGAUGACUUGUGGGAAGAUGAGGAAACCAAGGCUGAACUACACCAAAGAGUGAACGAUUUACGAGACCGCCUGUGGGACAUUUGUGAUGCCAGGAAGGAAGAGGCUGAGCAGGAACGGCUGGAUAUCAUUAACGAAAGCUGGCUGCAGGACUCCCUUGGAAUCACGAUGAACCACUUCUUCUCACUGAUGCAGGCAGAACUGAACCGUUUCCAAGAUACAAAGAAACUCCUGCAAGAUUAUUAUAGGGCAAUGGAACGCAAAAUCCCAAUAGAUGACAGCAAGAGAUUUACUCGAAUCCCGUUGAUCCGACUGGAUAGUAAAGAUAUUUCAGAAAACCAGCUUAGAAUUCCUCUAGUUCCUCGAAUAUCCAUUUCUCCAGAAACAGGCGUGCCCAGACCAAAAUUAAAAGCAAUACUGAAAGGCAAGAUUGAUUACUCACUAGAAAACGUGCAGACAAACUUUGAGGCAGAUGAGAGGUUGGUAAUGGACACCUGGCAGCAGGCUUCCUUAGCGAUAUCUAACAUGGUGGCUGCUGAAAUUCAUCAGAGGCUCAUAGAAGAAGACAAAGAAAACCAACCAGCAGAGUCAAAAGAGAAAUCUCCCCAGAUGAGUACAAACAAAAAAGGCAAAAAGGAAAAUGAGCCACCCAAGAAUAAAAAGGAAGACAAACAUGGAAAAGGUAAGUCACCACCUGUAGCUGAAGCUGCUCCUGUAGUGUUCACAGCAGAGGAAAUCGCAGAAAUUGAAAAGAAAAAUGAACUGAGGCUCAGAAUAAAGGAGGAGCAUCUUGCCGCCCUACAGUUUGAAGAGAUAGCUACACAGUUUCGACUUGAAUUGAUAAAAUCCAAAGCAUUGUCUGUCCUUGAAGACCUAAUAACGAAGGUGGUCGAUAUAUAUAAACUCAUGGAAAAAUGGCUUGGUGAGAGAUAUUUGAAUGAAAUGUCCAGUGUAGAAAAAUUAACAGAAGUAGCUCGCUAUCACAUUGAAACAGCUACAAAAAUCCAGAAUGAACUUUACUUAAACCAAGAAGACUUCUUCAUUAAUGGUGAUAUAAAAGUCUUCCCAGAUCCACCCCUGCCGAAACGUCCUCCACCUGUAGAAAAGGAAGAAGACGGCACCCUGACUAUUGAGCAGCUCGACAAUCUUCGAGAUCAGUUCUUAGAUAUGGCGCCUAAAGGCAAGGAUCCUUCGGAUGCUGUGAGUCAAGUCACCAAACAGCAGAAAAGGCCACAGAAAAUCAGCCACUACUUUCCAAUGAGAUACAAUCAGUUUUUGAAAAUUUGGUUAAAAAAAUACCCUUGGCUUGUCUAUGAUGACUUGUUAAAUCUUAUGUUCUGUGCCCUGUGUCGUAAGCAUGGAGUGAAGUCAGGCGGAAGUCAAAUGAGUUUUUUUUAUGGCACAGACAACUUUAGGACUGAAUUUCUCAAUGCACAUCAUCUCAGUGAGGCUCAUGCCAAGGCUUUAUUAAUGGAAGCAACAAGUGGUUCUUCAGAGAACAGAGCCACCACAGAACUAAUGAUGAGGACCAUGAGCAAAGUAACUCUUGGGAGAGUAGAGAAUUUAUUCAGAUCAUGCCAUGCUAUUGCCAAGACUGGACGUCCCCUCAAAGAUUUUAUCUGGAUGUGCAAGUUGGAUGACAUGAAGGGUGUUGAUAUUGGCCCAGUAUUCAGAACUAACAAGUCAGCACAAAUCUUUACAUAUUUCAUUGCUGAAGUAGAGCGGAAAAGUCUAAGAGAGAAGCUCGAAAAAAGUAAAUUUUUCUCUGUCAUCAGUGAUGGAAUCACAGACAGUUUAAUCAAGGAAGUCAAACUUGUUUAUGUACAGUUUGCACAUGCAGGAAAAGUGCAUUGUCAAAUUGUUGGGGCACAGACAAUAGAAAGGAAAGAUCCCCUGGCAAUUAAAAAUGCCAUCGAGAAAACUCUAGAGAUAAAUCUGCAACUUAGGCUAUCAAGCCAAGAUUGGGCAACGAAACUGGUUGGUUUUGGAAGUGAUGGUCCUCCUGACAUAGAAGGAGAGAAAACUGAGGUGACCUUGCUUUUAAGAGAAAUCCAGCCAUGUGUGCAGACUGUUUAUUGCUUUGCCCAUCACCUUGAACUAUCCUACAAGGCAGUGUUCCAGAGCAUUCCUCUGUACGACAGUGUCAGAGAGCUUCUUCGCAGCAUUUAUCACUUCUAUCACACUUCUCCUCUUCGAAAGAGUUCUCUGAUAGCUGCCUUCAAAGACCUUCACCUUCGACCCACAAUACCUUCUCGAAUAGAAGGUAGGAGGUGGCUUAAUGGAUUACAGACAGCCCUCCAGAACUUUCUCAAGGGAUAUCCUGCAAUUAUCCACCAAUUGCAUUCUGAAGGUGAAGAAAGAAGUGACACCAGCCAACAGAAAGCCAAAGACCUGCUUGAGUUGCUGCUCCAAGACAGCAUUGUCAAGUUUGCCCAUUUCUUAGUGGAUGUCGUUAACGUCCUCAGCAUUCUGUCCCGCGUCAGUCAGAGCAGAAAUUCCUCAAUUGCUGACAUAUCCGCCACCAUGGAGUCCACACUGAAAAUGCUCCAAAUGUAUCAGACAAGGCCAGGCCCAAAAGAAUGCAAGGUGGAUGCAGUCACACACUUUCACGGUAGCCGCCUCAGGGGAACAGAAAACAUCUCUGCUGUGAGAAACGUGGUUUUAACACAUCUUAUCAAGAGGCUUCAAGGCUGCUUCAGAGAUGCCAGCCAAGAUGUGGUGAGGGCAACCAUGAUCGUAAGCUUUAAAUUGUGGCCCACAAGGAUAAAUCAAGAAUUUGGAGAGAAAGAGGUCUCCAUCCUGACUUCACAUUACGAACCAGUAUUAGAAGCCGCCAGCGUGAAAAUUGAUGAAGUGGACACCGAGUGGAGCAUGUUGAAAUUAGAGAUUUAUGCCAGAUUUCAGAACAUUCAAAAACUGACCUGGGAUUUUGUGAAUUCCAUUUACUUACACAAGUAUCCAAAUAUUCUGAGGCUUGUUGACCUAGUGCUGACCCUCCCAGCAAGUUCAGCUGAAGCAGAACGUGGCUUUAGUCAGAUGAAACGCAUCACGUCACACACGCAUGCUAAAGUCACAUCUGAAAGCAUCACGGAUACCCUGAUCAUUCAGCUGAACUCUCCAGACAUUAAUAAUUUUGACCCUAGGAAAGCUAUCCAUUUGUGGAAUACAAGAAUGCUGUCUUCAGCUGGUGACACAGGACCUAAUUCAGAUUGCUCCUCAGACUCAGAAAGCCCUUGUGAAAGUGAUUAAUACUGUGACUUUGACUUCACUAUUGAUCAUAGCAAAAAAAAUUUCAAAACCCUGAAAUUGAAAAGUAAAACAGUAGCCAUUCUUCAUAUCAAACACAAAUGGCACUUGACAACUUCCAAACAUACGAAAUAAAAAUACACUGAUGGGUUUUCCUGGGACUUCUUAAUGCUACUUCAUUAUUCACAGUUCUUUGGUAUUCUUUGGAUGGAAAUGUGUGCUUCCAAACAUUAUGUUAUUUCUAUGUCUUCUUUCUAUAAUUAUUGCUAAGGAUGACCGGAUUAUGAUUAUGUUCUGAGAUCCCCCUAACACACAGUUAACUGUUCUUUCUAUAUAGUUCCAAAUGAGAGUUGCACCAGGUAAAUAAUAAGAGCCAAAUUAAGAGCUUAUUUUUAAACUCAUGAACAAAAUUCUUAAGUGAGUCUACUUAUGUUAUUGCAUUAAAUAUGAAUAUAGUAUCACCCCAUGCCUAAGAAAUAUGUCAAAAGAUCAUAUGUUUAAAAAUGUUCACACAAAGAUCCCCAGAUAAAUAAUUCUGUAGAAACUUAAACCAUUGUCUUAUGCUUUAUUUUGUACCAUAGAGAUUAGAUAGUGAAAAUAUAUUGUACAUCUCCCAGAAUUUUUAAAUAUUUUGAGUAUCUUCAUGGUUUCAAUAGGUUUUAUUUAUGGUUUCAUCUUGAGAAAGUUGAUAGAUUAUUUAUAACUUAUCUAAAAAUCACCAUAGUAUCAUACAAAGCUCAGUUUACUGAAAAUCCUGCUACCUGGGAAAAUGUUCUCAUCCCUGUAGACUUGGAUACUCGGGUUUAAUUAAGAAGGAUAUGAAAUGUAUUUGUGAACAACCUGCUGGGUGGACAAUUACAUAAAAGAAAGUUUUUGCUCUUGUUCCCAGAAAAGUACUUUUUCCAUCUGUCAAAAUUGUAUAUUUGGUUUGAACCAGUGGCCUUUUAAAGGGGUUAUUACAUUUCCCUAGAGGUUAGAAGAAAUAAAAUGAUAUUUCAGAAAUACUGAAAACUUCAAUAUAGAAAGAAAACUUUGAGAUGCUGCCUCUGUGUUUCACUCUUUUUUCCAAAACAAAGAAGAAUAGCUAUGUACUCUGGACCUGAAAGAUACUUGGAUACCCACUAGG
Oryctolagus cuniculus (rabbit) is the source of this 8523-nucleotide messenger RNA. Lineage: Eukaryota; Metazoa; Chordata; Mammalia; Lagomorpha; Leporidae. The record is from RefSeq and is a predicted model, not a curated record.